Marchantia polymorpha subsp. ruderalis is the source of this 1858-nucleotide messenger RNA. NCBI's taxonomy places the organism in Eukaryota, Viridiplantae, Streptophyta, Marchantiopsida, Marchantiales, Marchantiaceae. The record is from the annotation of a GenBank genome assembly.
GGGACGAGGGGAGCGAGUGGCAGUUACGUGCCUAUCUGCGUCGGGGCCUCGGCUCUCCUGUGGCCAACAAUGGCCGAUCCCGCUCGUCCGGAGCACGAGGGAGAAAAAUCGCAAGCGCAUGCACCAACCAACUUUCGCAUCUUACUAACAAAGUCCCCGAGUCGCCUCGAAUUGCGGCUGAUUUUCGAUGCCUCCGUUCGAGAUGUCGCAGGUGUUAAUGCCCGAGUCUACGUGCUUGAAUUCCGGUCGGCAUUUUGAUCUGCAGAGGAGCAGAUUCGCUUCUGCUGUAAUUCGUGGUGAUUACAGGCGCAUGCGUUUGGAAGGAUUGAGGAGUAGCUGCAGUUAUGGAGCUCACAUUAUAGAUUUGAAGAUUUCUGAUGCAAAUUGCUUGCAUCGGAGUAAACGUGGAGCUCGAUCUCUCCGGCUGAGAGUCGAGGCGGCUCGUAGUGAUCGUAAGCUGUGGACUUCAAGCUGUAGUGGAGAUGCGGAAGCUCUCGGAUACUAUGCCUCCCCUGCUGGUGGGCUGCGAUUGGCUGCUUCGACGGCCUUGGCGCUCGGUUUGAGCCUGCUAGUGCACCAUGGAACUGCCAGCAGCGCUGAGGCAGCAGCCAGCAUUGUCGUGGGCACCUUCCCAUGGGAGAAACCUCAGGUGUUGGUGCAACCAGAACCGUCGAAGGGCAGCUGCGCGACGUGCAUUGGAGUGGUGGAUGAGACGCUCGGAACAUGCAAUUCGACACCCAAUUGUGUCUCGUCCUUCGAUGACAGACCGAACUUCUUCGUGGCACCUUGGGAGUUCCCAGGGCAACUAUCUGAUGCAGUAAACGCUUUGAAGGAGACUCUUUCGAGCAUGGGAGCUGACAUAAUAGCAGAGCCCGAAGAAAGGUACGUCCACGCAAAAUUCACCGACAAAGAGGACGGCGUUAUCGACGAUGUAGAAUUUCUAUUCAGCAACCCAUCGGAGGACGCAACAGUUGUUAUCAGAGCUGCAUCCAGGGCUCAGGGUACGGCUGACAAAGCACGGAACAGGGAGAGACUCGAACGAAUUAGAAGCUCAUUGACCUGGGAAGAGGUUCCCAUACUUCGAAACAGAAGCCGAACUCUGUUUUUCCUCGAAUCACCUUGGGACUCGUUCGGUCCAGAGCCACCUCCAACUUAUGACUACAAAGAAGGUCUGGAGUUUGUACCAGAAUAGUCAUUUCGUAUGGCGCGCAUUAGAACUCAAUUCCGAUAGGUGUCACAUCUGGAACGCAGUAAGGUGAUGCGGGAUCACAACUUUUUAAGAAAUUUGGUCAAUGUACGUGAAGAAAAGGAAAGACAUCCCGUCAGGCUCAGCUUCUUCCAGCGUUUGUGAGGCCAAUUCUAAGCUCGCAACGUCGAGAAGGCUCGUCGAGAAGUUUCUCUGUACAUUUGUGAUGCAGCUCGUGGCUUGGUCGAAACGCCAACCAUUUCAGUAAAUUCUCAUCUUCUGCAUUCAGACAUGAGCAUAUUCUUCAUGGGGAUUGUUUGCAAUUCCUUCUUCGUAAAUACUUAGCAGCCAUACUUCUCAUGAUGACCUUGGCUCGCAGACAGAAAAGUCGUUCCAAAGUGUUGUGAUCCAAAACUUUUAGACCGCAUCAUGAUUAGCUCAACCGUGACUAGUAUGCAACUCUCCAGGCACGAGGAGUUUGGAAAAUGGAUUCUUCUGGAUAUGGAGGUGGUUCAUCAGCUAUGAAAUUCUUCGCAUGACGCUGUCGCGCAUUGGCAAACUUGUCCAAUUGAUUCCUACGACUCGUGAUCACUGAACCGGGAUUUUCAAAAUAGGGGCUGUAAGAUGAAUGUGUCACGGAAAUUGCUACUUCAAAAUAAGUGCCUCGCCGUU